This is a messenger RNA of Linderina pennispora, 235 nucleotides long. RefSeq lists its product as uncharacterized. The transcript has 2 exons. The record is from RefSeq and is a predicted model, not a curated record. NCBI's taxonomy places the organism in Eukaryota, Fungi, Kickxellomycota, Kickxellomycetes, Kickxellales, Kickxellaceae. Bases 14 to 235 code for a protein of 73 amino acids. Gene Ontology annotation, biological process: mitochondrial electron transport, ubiquinol to cytochrome c.
AUACAAAGCAAACAUGGUCCGCCCGGCUCCCAUUUCGCCCAAGUUCCGCGCUAACGUCGCUGGCUACUCUGCCGAGUCUGCCCGCUACUGGCUUGGCUCGAGCGCCCGCUGGGGUGCGGUCACUGGUCUGACGGCCCUGUUCAUUCUGUCGCAGGUGCCCACGAUCAAGUCGAGCAUUCUGCAGAAGACUCCGGUCCUCGGCUGGUACUGGAAGGUCGAGGAGGAGGCCAAGUAA